Messenger RNA from Heterobasidion irregulare TC 32-1, 567 nucleotides. RefSeq lists its product as uncharacterized. The transcript has 7 exons. NCBI's taxonomy places the organism in Eukaryota, Fungi, Basidiomycota, Agaricomycetes, Russulales, Bondarzewiaceae. Gene Ontology annotation, molecular function: GDP binding; GTPase activity; GTP binding. Gene Ontology annotation, biological process: signal transduction. Gene Ontology annotation, cellular component: plasma membrane. The record is from RefSeq and is a predicted model, not a curated record. Bases 1 to 567 code for a protein of 188 amino acids.
AUGCGCGAUUUCAACGCCGUUGUCCUUGGUGCCGGAGGUGUGGGCAAGUCUGCUUUGACUGUUCGGUUUGUCCGUGAUGAGUUUGUAGAGAACUAUGACCCCACUAUCGAAGAGGAAUACCGUCAAAUCGUCGAAGUUGAUGGAAUAUCAUCCUCACUCGAAGUCCUCGACACGGCAGGAGCAGAACAGUUCACUGCUCUUAAUGAGGUCUAUAUCAAGUCAGGCCGUGGAUUCAUCCUUGUCUUCAGCUUAAUACAAGAAGCUACUCUCAUUGAAGUUGACAAUCUGCGUCAGCAGAUAUACAGGAUUAAAGGAGAAAAUACUGGCGUGCCUAUCGUUGUCGUGGGCACGAAGUCGGACCUCAUCAACGAACGUGAAGUGCAGAGAUCUACUAUUCAGGAACUCGCGACACGUUGGGGUCUCCCUUUUUACGAAACCUCCGCCAAGAGGAACUGGCAUGUAAGAGAUGUCUUCGAGGAACUUGUGCGGCAAAUGCGUGUGCAUUAUCCCCCAGAAAUUUCCAAGAAGAAAAGGAGAGGCAAGGAUGGGAAGUGCAUCAUAAUGUGA